Messenger RNA from Capsella rubella, 593 nucleotides. RefSeq lists its product as uncharacterized. The transcript has a single exon. NCBI's taxonomy places the organism in Eukaryota, Viridiplantae, Streptophyta, Magnoliopsida, Brassicales, Brassicaceae. The record is from RefSeq and is a predicted model, not a curated record. The coding region runs from base 1 to 564 and encodes 187 amino acids.
AUGGGAAAGAGAGGACAAAAACAGAACAGGUUCUUGAGAAUCAUCACCAUGCCUCUAAAAGUACUAUGCAAAGCUCGUGAUCUCUACAUGAGAAGCAUCACAGGCUGUGCAGCUCGAACUCACUACUCUUCAGCCGUCGACGCCGCCUCGGUUCCAUUUCCGAGAAGCCGGAGCACUUCCUCAGCCUUCUCCUCCUCCGCUGCCUCUUCCCGGAGAAGAUCUUCUGAUUACACCUUUGAUGAUGACUAUAGCGAGCUUCUUAGAGCUGCUUCGGCUAGGAGUUUAGGUCAUAAGAACGAGAUUGAUAUGAUCAUACAUCAACAGCUUCAGCAGCAGCAGCUGCGGCAGAAGCAGCAGCUGGAGAAUCGCGUUGCGGUUGGAGCGGUUGCGGUUGCAGUUACGGGAAAAGGCGGUUUGCCGAAGAGUUCGAGCGUAGGGAUUACAAUGGCGAGGAUUGAUGAAGAAGAAGAAGAAGAAGAAGGAUCUUUUAAGAAGGGAUCUGAGAUCUUAUUAUAUCCUCGUAGUAGAUCACAUGCUGUUACCAUCAGAGGAUCCAAGUUUUAAUUUUACUAAUUAUCUAAUUAAGUUUUCAU